This is a messenger RNA of Paramuricea clavata, 2652 nucleotides long. The record is from the annotation of a GenBank genome assembly. Lineage: Eukaryota; Metazoa; Cnidaria; Anthozoa; Malacalcyonacea; Plexauridae.
AUGGCUCAAGCUAAGGACAUUGCUCAAGUGUUUCUACACAAACGAUUUCCCAACUGGAAAAACAACAAUAAAACCUACAUGAUUCCCCCGCUCUUUCAAGCAACACGAAGCCGUCACCAGAUUGGUAUCACGCAGCCUGUGGUCUAUACUGAGAGAGGGGAUAACGGUGAAAGUAUCAUCUACAAUCUCUUGGAGAAGCUUGGAAACGUCCAAAGAAUGGGUAUGUUUGUUUUUCAUAAUUUUGCGUUAAACGACAUAAGAAAAUGGAACAAGAAAUGCAAAAACAAAGAAUACCUGGUACCUGAAAUAGCAUCGAAGACAGGGGAGUUCGAUUUCAUCAUUUUCCACCACCAGCUUGGUAUAAUAUCGCUUCAAGUGAAACAUUACUCGGGCAAAUUUAACAAGGCAAACAUGGAAAAAAUAGUGAAACAGCUUAAGUUUAGUCAUAACAUUAUCACGAAAUUGGCCAAUCCAAAGAGUAAUACGAAUUCUGCCACUCAUACUCAAGAUUAUGCUCCAAAAUUAUCUUCUGAGACCACUGAGAAAGAUGAUUUCUCUGUUCCAUACAAAGAGGUUCUUGCUUUACCAUUCAUCAAGAAAGCUGAUUUUAAUCGCGCCGAUUUCUCAAGCCUGAAAGAUGACAUAGUUCUCCUAUUUCAAGACGACUCUCAAGACAAGUCUUCAUUUCGGAAAUGGUGGCAUGAAGCAAUCGAAAGCCCAGCCAUGAUUAAAAUGUCAGCGGAAACCCAAGAAGCUUACGAGCGAGCGUUGUCACAUAUUUUGAUGAUCCGGCAUAUGAACCCUGUUACAGAUGUCGAAUAUAUAAGAGAAAUCCACCAAUCGCUGGACAAGUACAAGUAUCAUGGUAAUGCAGCCUACCCCCAACUUACGGAGAAUAUGUUCCCUCAUCUUUGGAAAUGGUGCUGGAAUGUCCUCAGUGAAAAAUAUAGAAAAUAUCCCGUUUUGGAUGAGGAAGAAGAAAAAGAUCCUGAUUUGAAGAAGAAAGCAGAAGACAAAAAGAAAGAAGAAAAGUUACGGCAGCAAUCUUUUAUGGAGAAGAACAAACUGGGUAAAAAAGAUCUUCCAAACAAAAAAGGAAAAAAGCUUCUUAACAAAUUGUUGGAAAACAGCAAGUAUAUUGAAGGAGAUGAAUAUUCGCUGAUAGACGAUGCAAUAUUUGCUGUAUUUGAAGACUCUCACUACCUCUUCUACAAGAAUACUCUAGAUUACAUUAACAGGAUGCGAAAAGUGUCGUUAGAGAUCGAAGAGGAGGAUACCAACGAAGAAGAAAUACUGAAGAAGUAUCCAUACCUAAAGCUAGAAUCUCCUAAGGAUUUGAACAUGCUUGACCGACACCUCGCAGAAUCAUUUUUCAUAGAUGGAGACGAACCGAGUAAAGUUGACAAACAAGUCAUGGAAUCACUAACAUGUCGAAUGCGACUCAAACAUGGUUGCCAUCCAAUAGUUAUGACCUCAGAGCAACUGGUUGUGUUCGAAGGACCCAGCAAACAGUUGAUAAUUGGCCCGCCCGGAAGUGGUAAAACAGAAUUAAUGAAGUUCAAGGCCCUCGAACUGAAUAUUAAUAUGAAAAUAUGCAAGAGUGAGAAGAAGAUUAUGUACAUUCUUGCCAAUGGAUCUCCUGAUUAUCCCGAGGGAAAUUCCCUAUUAUUUUACCAAAUUAAAGAGUUUUUCAAAAAGUCCCAUCUCGUUGAGGUUAUCUCUAUUGUAAUCAAGGACGAACCAUCUGAAGACACAGAACAUACGACAUCAGAGAUCAGGAAAAAAAUUCAAAAUGGCGAGUAUGAACAUGCCUUUAUCGAUGAGUACUGGAUUGGGUCCAGAACGACUGAGAACAAGAUAAUACUAGAGAUUGUUCGUGGAUUACCAGGUUAUGUAUGGAUUAGCUCUGUGUUCAACUACCAACCAGAAGCGAAGAAAGUGAAAGCUAAUACUCAGCCACUUUUAACAGCUCUGCAUGAAAAUGGUGGAGAGGUUCGCCAUGUCACUCAAGUCACGAGAGCCACGAACAGUAUCAUAGAGCUUGAAAGAGAUUACAGUAAGGUGUAUGCAGAUCGAUCUUACCCUUAUGGAACUGAACGGAUCCUUGGCCACUCUUACGAAGGGUUACCUGUGACAUGGGCUGUUGAAGAAAACGUGAGCGAGAUGUACGACAAAUGUGUGGAUAUUGUUUACAGAGCCAUAACUGAUGUCAUCCGCUGGGAUAUACUUAAUAGAGAUAACAUUACUCUAGACCCUGCAGAUAUCCUCAUUGUGGAUUUCGCUAUUCGGAUGGAUGAGUCACGUCAGCUGGAGCAGUCACUGAUGGAUCGCUUAACCAACCGUCAUGUUCCUGUUUGGACAUUUGAUGAAAGUCGAGACAAAACGAGGAAAGUGACUCUACUGCAAUCUGUCACACAUAGUGCCUCCAAAUUCGUAGAUGGUGUUGAAUGGGCAAUGGUCGUUGUCAUCCUGCCUUCUGGCAUGGUAGGAGAGACAGCAAAGCUGGCAGAUGGAGCAGAGAAGCUCAGGAAUUACGACCCUUAUAUUUCCUUCUUUCGAACGAUGGUGAAGUUGGUCGUGAUCUCAGAUAAGUGGACAAAUAAGGAGGAGUUUUUGAGUGAUGUCAAGAAAAAACUCAAUCCAGACCCGUAA